AUGGCAGCAACACCUAUAAAAUUUUCCACACAAACUUCUGUCCUACAAAAAUCACCAGCUUCUUCACAAAAAAGACAAGAAGCUUCCAAGGCAUGGCUGCAUUUCGUGGCCGGAGGCACUGGAGGCAUGGUUGGAGCAACUGUAACUUCUCCAUUAGACGUCGUUAAAACACGCCUACAGUCAACGUAUUAUAUAUCAACACUUAAAUCAUUACAACAUUCAAAACGGGCAGCUACUCCGAUUAUAGGACAUUUUAUACAAACGGGCAAAAUUUUAUCGGAAGUGUAUCGUUAUGAAGGAUGGAGAGCAUUGUUCAAAGGGUUAGGUCCAAAUCUGAAAAUUUUGACAGAACUGAAUGGAGGUCACGAAACUUCGUUAGUUCAUUUAACGGCUGCGAUCACAGCAGGAAUUACCACAUCAACAGCAACCAAUCCGAUAUGGCUCGUGAAAACUCGAAUGCAACUUCAAUCAUCCUCAAAUACAUCAUCACAUAUCCCUAUGAAAUAUAAGAAUUCUUAUGAUUGCGUCAGAAAAGUUGUCCGGGAAGAAGGUGUACGAGCUUUGUAUAAAGGACUUAGCGCAUCAUAUUUAGGUAUUACUGAAGGCACUAUACAGUGGGUGACAUAUGAAUAUUUGAAAUCAACUUUUGCGAAAAACCGAGAGAGAAAGAGAAUCAUAUCCGGCGAUUUUAUAAAAUCUGAUGACAAAUGGCCAUGGUUUGAUAAAUUAGCCGCCGCUGCUUCCGCGAAACUGAUCGCUGCUUGCGUCAGUUAUCCUCAUGAAGUUAUCAGAACUCGUAUGCGUCAAAUUCCUGAACAUGGCGAUGUUAAGUAUAAAGGUCUAGUACGAUGUAUAAAGACAAUUAUUCGAGAAGAAGGUGUUGCGGCAAUGUAUGGUGGUAUGACUGCUCAUUUAAUGCGAGUUGUACCAAAUGCCGUUAUCAUGUUCUUCUGCUAUGAAGCAAUUUUACAUUAUGGUGGGGCUUCAAAGUAA
Funneliformis mosseae is the source of this 993-nucleotide messenger RNA. Lineage: Eukaryota; Fungi; Glomeromycota; Glomeromycetes; Glomerales; Glomeraceae. The record is from the annotation of a GenBank genome assembly.